AUGGCUGAUCUGGCUCACAACUUCUGCGAACUCAGUGAUCGACACGGGGAGAAGGAAGGCAUUCCGUGGGAUGACGACGUCGACCUCUGCGUGGAUGCCAUCCAUGAGCACAAGCUUGUCGCCUUGGCCAUCGCCUUGGAGGCCGAAGCUCUGGGCACAGCGCAACCUCACAUCACCUUCAGCAUCAGGCGGGCGAUGGCUUUGUUACGGUCUACGGGCCACACCAUCGGAACCGAGUCCUCGCGGUCCCUGGUGUUCCGGGUGAAGCGCCUUGAUGCGCAGGACCACGAUCCAGCAGUAGAUGUGUGGCUGUGCUUCCACAUGUCCACCAUGCUGGAGGAGACGGAGAACGUUACGCUGAUGUCCCGAAUGUUUGGGCCAACCCUACCGCGCAGCCUCGUCGAUCCGCUGCAGAAGAUGCCCUUUGGGCGACUGGUGCUCUGGGGACCUGCGCAGCCAGAGGAGGUGACGCGCUUGUAUUUGAACUUUCACGAACCUGCCGCAGACUUCAUGACCACCUGCCGCGGUCGGAAACUGCAUGGUAAGAGGAUGGAGUUCGAGGAUGAGGUGCCCUGCUCCCAGCUCAGCCACGUCGCGAGCUUCGCCACGCGCUGGCAGGCACUGGACCUCGAAGACGAGGAGGCCCAAGAGGCGUUACAAGCCACGAGCCACCUGCAGCGCACCCGACUGCCUGGCCUUACGCCUGCGUCCACCUCCAAAGUUCUCGAGGUGCUGCGGGCAUCCCUUGAGCCAGAGCCACCCCGGUACAAAGUGCGCUGGGAAGGCCGCAAUGAGGACUCAGGGCCCCUCCUCUGCACGUCGCUGCUCUGGCGCGGCGACCCGGAGGCAGACCUGCUCCAGCCGGUCCUUACGGAGCUCGGGAGCCUGCCUGUGCGGUCUUUGACCUGCGGCGCGGCGGGCGAAACUCCUCGUUUUGUCUGGGAGGAUUCCUGGACAUAA
Molecule: messenger RNA, 960 nt
Organism: Symbiodinium natans
Lineage: Eukaryota; Dinophyceae; Suessiales; Symbiodiniaceae
Source: the annotation of a GenBank genome assembly